This is a messenger RNA of Phytophthora infestans T30-4, 231 nucleotides long. Its product is annotated as PcF and SCR74-like cys-rich secreted peptide, putative. The coding region runs from base 1 to 231 and encodes 76 amino acids. Lineage: Eukaryota; Oomycota; Peronosporomycetes; Peronosporales; Peronosporaceae. The record is from RefSeq and is a predicted model, not a curated record. The transcript has a single exon.
AUGACGCAUAGCUCAUUCUGCUAUUCGGCCCCUCCAACUCACUCCUUUUUCGACUCGAAGCUUCCGAAGAUGAACCUGGUAAUAUAUGCCGUUGCUGUUAUCACCACGAUGCUCGCCACUGCAAUCAAUGCGCAGCAACUCUGCACAGCUCAAGGGUGUGCGGGCGUCUCUUCGGCAUCAAAUAUUGCGACCAGCGCGUGCUGCCAAAGUGUAGUGUUUCCCGGGGUUUGA